Molecule: messenger RNA, 877 nt
Organism: Radiomyces spectabilis
Lineage: Eukaryota; Fungi; Mucoromycota; Mucoromycetes; Mucorales; Radiomycetaceae
Exons: 1
Coding region: 123-791 (222 amino acids)
Source: RefSeq, a predicted model, not a curated record
ACAGAAUAUCCAAGAAAGCCCUUUUGAUCCGUUGAUUCUUAUCCCUUUCCCUUGAUUAUGCUAUUUUAACAUUCGAGAAUAAUUCACACUCAAAAAAUCACAAUAAAGAAAAAUAAAAUAAAAUGUCUACCACCACUAAUCCAGUCUCGACGAUCAUCGCUACCGAAGAAGCCUCCACAACGCUCCUGCAUCGUCUUCACACCAACGAGCGUGCAUUGCGUACUCUCGCUGUCGUCCUUUCAUUGGCAGGAGGCCUUGUUCUAUCAUUCACUCUUGGUGUUGGAAUCUUUGUAUAUUGGUAUUUUCGCAAAUACAAACGUCGACGGCACUCUGUGAUCGAUGAGAAACCAUCUAAAUCCAUGACCGUAUCCAAUACUACCACCUAUGCACCCCACAAUGAAGACUCUGUCGAUAAAGACAUAACUCGUCAAUCCACAACCUUAGAUAAUCCAACGCGUCCUUUAUCUAUACGAAAAGUCUUGCCGGCAUCGCUUCCACCAUUACCGAUGCCACAAGAAUCAGGAGCAGAACCUUCAGCUCCAUCGGCCAAAGAAUUAUGCAUGGGCGUACCGUCAUCGUCGUCGCCAUACGAUAUCCCUCUUUCAACCACACAACAGCAUCAUCACCAUCAUCUUCAUCAGCAUAACUCCAACGUCCCUUUUCUUGCCACCAGUUCUAACCAACCACCCCCAUCCUGUCAUCGCUGUCAUCACAAUGUACUCGAACCUCCCCCACCUGCUUACACACCAAAACCUCCUUGUGAUCAAAGUCAUAUCAAUACAGUUUCCUGAAAAAAAAAAUAAGAAAGGAUGAGAGGAAAAGUAAACAUGUAACGACCAUCAUCGACCAAAACAAAGAAAGGAGAAAAGGGGCAUCC